AUGGUUAAAGAAACCAAGCUCUACGACACCCUCGGCGUCGCGCCGACGGCUACCGAGCAGGAAUUGAAGAAGGCGUACAAGACAAAUGCUCUCAAGUACCACCCUGACAAGAACGCACACAACCCCGAUGCGGAAGAGAAGUUCAAGGAGAUUUCCCACGCCUACGAAAUCCUUUCCGAUUCCCAGAAGCGCACCAUCUACGACCAAUAUGGCGAGGCUGGUCUUGAGGGCGGUGCUGGCGGCGGUGGUGGCAUGGCUGCCGAGGAUCUCUUCGCUCAGUUCUUCGGCUCUGGCAGCUUCGGCGGCGGUCUCGGCGGAAUGUUCGGCGGCGGCGGCGGCAUGCCCAACCGUGGCCCUCCCAAGGCUCGCACAAUUCACCACACCCACAAGGUUGAGUUCCGCGGCGAGGGUGACCAGGCCCCUGGCAUCCAGGCCGGUGACGUCGUUUUCGAGAUCGAGCAGAAGCCCCACCCCCGCUUCACCCGCAAGGAUGACGACCUCUUGUACCAGUGCGAGAUUGAGCUGGUGACCGCGCUGGCUGGUGGAACCAUCUACAUUGAGCACCUUGACGAGAGGUGGCUCAGCAUCGAGAUCCACCCCGGUGAAGCUAUUGCACCAGACGCUGUCAAGAUGGUCCGUGGCCAGGGUAUGCCUUCUCCUAGACACCACGACUUCGGAAACCUCUACAUCCAGUUCAACGUCAAGUUCCCUGAGAAGGGCUGGACGGAGGACCCCGCCGCCUUCGAGGCUCUCCAGAAGCUGCUUCCUGCCCCUUCGCUGCAGACCGUGCCUCCCCCUGAGGCUAUGACCGAGCCCGCGGACCUCGAGGAUCUGGACAACACCUCCCAGGCUAGUGUCUUUGGCGGUGCCGGCGGCUCCAUGGACGAGGACGACGAAGAUGGACACCCCGGUGCCGAGCGCGUGCAGUGCGCUUCCCAGUAA
Messenger RNA from Colletotrichum spaethianum, 942 nucleotides. RefSeq names its product mitochondrial protein import protein mas5. Lineage: Eukaryota; Fungi; Ascomycota; Sordariomycetes; Glomerellales; Glomerellaceae. Gene Ontology annotation, molecular function: Hsp70 protein binding. Gene Ontology annotation, biological process: protein refolding. Gene Ontology annotation, cellular component: cytosol; cytoplasm; nucleus. The transcript is spliced from 5 exons. The record is from RefSeq and is a predicted model, not a curated record. The coding region runs from base 1 to 942 and encodes 313 amino acids.